Cladocopium goreaui is the source of this 1116-nucleotide messenger RNA. Lineage: Eukaryota; Dinophyceae; Suessiales; Symbiodiniaceae. The record is from the annotation of a GenBank genome assembly.
AUGCAAGUGACCCAAUUGUUGCAAGAGCUCCGGACCAAGGCAGUCACGGCUGAGCUGGCAAGGUCGCAGAAGGAGCUGAUAGAAGCCUUGAGGGCCAAAGAAGCGAUUAGGCUGGUGGACAAGCUGGAGCAGAAGGCAGGUUUUCGGGAUGAGUCCAAUGUGACCGCGCGGCGGUUGGCACCCGAUUUUGGGCCGCAUUUUGCGGGCACCCACAAUUUUGCAGAAGGAGGCGUAGCAUCGGUGGAGCAAGGACCACUUGAAUCAGUCUGCGGCAGCCGAGCAAUGACCCCGUGGGCAGUGUUGAUCGACCAAUGGAGAUUGUGGAUCGCCGUCGCGUACUGGGCUUGGAGUACCGCCGAUAUGGUCAUCGAAAUAUCGGCAGGGCAAGUCGCCUUGCUCAAUAACGGGCUCGGCAUGAGCUGGCUUUCAUGGCUAUUUUGGAAGAUCACAUUCAUCGGGCACUUUCUGCCCCUGACCAUCAUCAUCGUUUUGGACAGCAUCUCAGGAGACGGAGGGGCCAGGCCGGGCCGGAGGGAGCUGGCACAGAGACAGAGGUUGGCUGAUGAGUCAUCCUGGCUUGCCGGCGGCUUUGUAGCCGCCGAUCCAAUGGAUGCCAGUGCUUUGGGUCAAAAGGGCGGCAAGCCCAAGGGCAAGGGAAAGAAAGGCAAUGAACCACAAGAAACCCAAGAUCGAUUCGUGCCGGUCUUUACCAUGAAACAAGAAGAGCCCUUGGGCGCGCAAGCUUGGCCGUGGUUGUUGGUGGUAGAUUGUCCAGUACAGUGCCGCCCACAUUUGAAGCUCAAACGGUGGAUCACCACAGUGCGGGCCAUUUUCGGCUUUGCAGACCCACAGUGUCCUGGGAAGAGGACAUGGUACGGGGUCUCAGGCAAGACCCUAGGUAUUGAAAGCAAUCAGGAAACAGGUCGAGGUGGAAACGGCUCAUUAGAUGCGGGCCCAGUACCUGAGGCAAUCCCAGUCAUCAAUGCGGAGGAGGACCUCCUGGGUGACUUUGCGGUAAAAACCGUGGGAGAAGAAGUUUUUCACGUUGGCGAGAUCAGCAAAACGGGACCUUCUGGGAAGCCUGGGCGCGCAACAAGAGGAUCUGCUCGACCUUGA